Messenger RNA from Sycon ciliatum, 3052 nucleotides. Its product is annotated as dual specificity tyrosine-phosphorylation-regulated kinase 3-like. Gene Ontology annotation, molecular function: protein serine/threonine kinase activity; ATP binding. Gene Ontology annotation, biological process: peptidyl-threonine phosphorylation; peptidyl-serine phosphorylation. The transcript is spliced from 5 exons. Gene Ontology annotation, cellular component: cytoplasm; cytoskeleton. The coding region runs from base 1 to 2286 and encodes 761 amino acids. The record is from RefSeq and is a predicted model, not a curated record. Lineage: Eukaryota; Metazoa; Porifera; Calcarea; Leucosolenida; Sycettidae.
AUGUCCUCCUCUGCGGCACCAAAGCGCCGCGGAAAACACCUUGCCCAGCCCAGCAAGAUGAAAGGCAAUCGUAGGAAGACGCUGAUAUCGAAAGUCAAGAAGUUACCCGCUAUUACAGAAUCUCCAUCUGGCGAACACGUCGAUAAGGAAGAGCGAACACUAGAUGCCGCUCCCAAGUAUGAUAUUCAUUUUAUCGGAGGUGAUGAAUAUCGUACGACUCGGACGAGCCUCCUGCCUUCGCUCCGUGGUGGGCCAGCAGCGCCUGGCAGUGUGAAUGGGCACGAUAUGAAACAAGCUGGCACUCAAGUGCAAGCAAGCUCCAAAGACAGAAAGUCGGCUGGUCAUGAUAGCGUUCAUCUUCCUGGUAUCAACGCCAAACAGGCGAGAGACCGGAGGGACAAAUCGGCUAGUAGUAGUACUAGUAGAGGUGCUCGUGAAGUACGUUUCAACAGAGCUGGCAUCAGCAGCGAGUAUGGAAAGAAGAGAAUAGAUGUAACAGCCGAUUCGAUUAACAUGUGGCUGGUAUCCCAGCUGAGCCACGUAAAUCAAACAAAACCACCAACACCGGCACAAGCACCAGUAGCCACUCCAGCACCAAUGGCAAAGCUUCGUAAGCAAUCAAUGAAGGCAGCAAAGAGAGGAGCAAACAGCUUUAUCAGGCAGAAGAGAAAAGCAGCACGAAAGGAGCGGGAGAGAGAGUAUGAGGAGAUGGUGGAGCUGAACGCAUCAAAAUGGCCAUGGCUUGAGUUUCCUGAUAGCAUGAGAGUAAUAGAUUGGAAAUAUGUUCAUACUGGAAUGGACAUGUGCACUUGGGACACAGCAGCAGAGGGUGUGGCUGAGCAAUUUCACCAUCGUAUGAGCAGUUCGGAACGAAUUCGUUUGCUGCGGUGCGAGAAUGACGUCCACUAUGUUGGUGUGGAUUCAGCGAAUGAUGAUUUUACUCUUCUUGACAAUUCACCUGAUACUUUCUACUGUGUACGGCCGUCAGUUAUGACUGUUGCCAUUGGCCAGCACAUCAUGUUCAGAUAUGAAGUGCUGUCCUAUCUGAAGAGAACACAAUUUGCACAGGUGCUGCUAUGCUAUGAUCACAAGUCAGGGAUGAAAGUUGCUCUCAAGAUAGGUGACGCAACCGAGAGGAGCGACACAGUUGUGCAGAGUGACUACCACGGUGCUUGCAUUGUGGCAGCAAAGGACAAAGCCAAGACAGCCAACUUUUGCUUUGUUCGUGACGGCUUCUUCUUCAAGAAAUGCUUCUGCAUUGUCAUGGAUUUGCUGGGUCCUGAUCUUAGCACGGUCCUGAACCGUGCAGGAUAUCGCCGCAUCCAAUUGGAGUGGGUGAAGCGGUUUGCUAGGAACCUUGUCCGGAUCCUAUUGGAUCUGGCAGAUAGAAGUCUGAUUCACGGCGAUAUCAGGCCAGACCAUGUCCUCAUGAUACCAACUGGAGGAUUUGAUAUCAAGCUAAACAACUGGACUCAGGUUUGCGAUUCGUCUGUUGAGGCACCAAGACGCAAUAGGAAACCCAGCUCCUACUGUGCACCAGAGGUCCUCAUGGACAUUCCUGCAGUUGCAGCCAGUGAUAUGUGGAGCGUAGCAUGUAUCAUUGCCGAGAUGGCACUGGGUUAUCCUCUCUUCGCUGGCCGGAACAAGGUUGACAUGGUGCAAAGCAUUGCCGAGGUGAUUGGCUGUCCCGCAACGCCUCUAGAUCCAAGAUACCUGUCAAGACACGAUAGGCAGUGUUACGAGGGCAAGGUGUUCUUCACACAAGACAAUAAUCCCAUCCAUAGUGUGCAGAUGCUCGACUCCAUUACCAAGACUAGCAAGACAUUGGGUAGAAUGAUCAGACAGCCCAAUGGGACAAAGCGAUAUCACCUUACCCAGGGACACCCCGGCACAAGAUUUCUCCGGCAGCUGUUUCCCUCGGAUGCUGAUUCUGGGCCAUUCGUUGACUUCCUUAAGAAGUGCUUUCAGUGGAAACCUGGAGACAGGAUUACAGCUAUGCAAGCCAUGCAACAUCCUUGGCUGAUGUCACAAGAUAUUCACCCACCUAUGCAGCAGCUUGAUCUAAUAUCGCAGAUCAGUGAACCGUUUGACCCGUACACCGAUGGCAUUCCCUUCACAGAGUCCUCACCAGCAGCACGUAGAGAUGGGGAGCAAUGGGCAAAGUCACUAAUGGCCAGGUAUGCAGAAGACCCUGUGCAAGUGGUAGAAAAACGCAUUGCAGAAUUACGCGCAGGUACAACUCAGGCCAAAGCAAAGACGUUGGAAAAGCCCGCCAAACGAAGGUAAUUCUUUGACUGACUAACACAUCUGAUAUGGUUGGCAGUGCAACCGGUGAGGACCGUAUCAAGCUUACUUGCCCGCUCAUUGAUGUUGUACAGUUUGGACACCGUCUGCACACUGCGAGUAAUCCCCUGACUGUACUGCAUCUUUGCUGAUCGGAAACAAAGUGUUCUGCGGUGUCUAUCCACACUCCACUGCCACAGUGCAGUCCACUGUAUCUGUGCAUCUGACAGGCUAUCCAUACUCCACUGCCACAGUGCAGUCCACUGUAUCUGUGCAUCUGACAGGCUGACAGGCUAUCCAUACUGGACCAUAGUCAAACUACAGUAUGACAUACUGUAUUGUUGUGGCAUCAUCAUUGCACAAGUCUUGAUUUUAUUUUCGUAUUUAAAUAUAUUAGCACACGAAGAGACGAAGCUAGUUGAAAAUCUGAUGAGAUAUUUUCAACUAGCUUUGUCUCUUCGUGUGUUAAUAUGUUUCCCUCCGACUAAGUCUCUAUUUAAAUAUAUCAUUUUAUCCCUUUGCUUGAAAUGUUGCCUGGAAUUUCAACAGUACUGGUACAAUGAUUGUAAACGCCGCUAUUUCGAAAUGAAUCUCUCCCACAACUCAUCUCCCCUCCCCCUCGGUUACAAAAGUUGUGCCUUAGAAGCGGACUUGCAGCCUUGUCUAGCAGCACGCGGACAAGAUUUGUGCCAAGAUCAGCAAUCCUGGACAUAGUGCAUCAAAGGUCAAGACAGGAGUGACAUAAUUAUAUUAUCGUACAAGUACAUUA